This is a messenger RNA of Perkinsus marinus ATCC 50983, 225 nucleotides long. RefSeq lists its product as hypothetical. The transcript has 5 exons. Lineage: Eukaryota; Perkinsozoa; Perkinsida; Perkinsidae. Bases 1 to 225 code for a protein of 74 amino acids. The record is from RefSeq and is a predicted model, not a curated record.
AUGUUAGACUACUACAAUGUCGUUAAUAAUCCUGCGAAAUUGAUAGCAGACUGCGCAUCCAUGAAGACUAACGAUCCAACGAACGAGAAAGUCCGCACCGCUGCCAUAAGUAAAGCUAAGGAGCUGGGAAUGCUCGGUGAUGCCGGCAACCUCCUACAUUUUACUUGUGUCAAGUUCAAGACCUUCUACGAGUGCGUUGGUUUGAUGCUACGAGCCGUGUUCUAG